Salvelinus namaycush (lake trout) is the source of this 5471-nucleotide messenger RNA. Its product is annotated as ADP-ribosylation factor GTPase-activating protein 1-like. Gene Ontology annotation, cellular component: Golgi membrane. The coding region runs from base 519 to 1814 and encodes 431 amino acids. NCBI's taxonomy places the organism in Eukaryota, Metazoa, Chordata, Actinopteri, Salmoniformes, Salmonidae. The transcript is spliced from 12 exons. The record is from RefSeq and is a predicted model, not a curated record. Gene Ontology annotation, molecular function: GTPase activator activity. Gene Ontology annotation, biological process: regulation of ARF protein signal transduction; regulation of endocytosis.
GUAGGCACAUCUGCCAUUGCCUAGCUAGUUUUCAACAUGGCGACCGGUGUUUGACAUCAGCUAGCAUUCGUAGCUCUUCUCAAUGGAUUUAAUUUGAGCGGACACAUAUUUUCCAUACAUUUUAACUCCACAUCUUUAGCAAAAAGUAAUAUCGAACUAAGCAAGCAAGACGCUUUCUACAUUACCCGGCCUGGUAAAGAGACUAGCAGUAGCUAACAUCAGCCAGUUGGCUACCGGCGUUAUCUAUACGGCUAGCUAGCUCCAGAUACACAAUAUAUCAUACAUAGACUAUUGAAUGCCAUUCAGCUUGGUAGUUGCUGUCAGUUCGUAUUUUCAUUUUUUUCCGAAUAGUGUUGAUUAUUUAGCUAGAUAGCUACCUAUGUCUUUCAAAGUCUCUCCAAGGCUGCCUAAAUUAGCCGCUAGCUAGUGGUGCAUUGAUGGCUCGUUGAUAAGAGGUAAAUGGGACGUGAUUUCUUUGUAAGAUUGCUAAUGAUUACUCUCUUUCAGUGUCAGUCAAAAUGGCAAGCCCAAGGACUAGAAGAGUUUUGAAGGAAGUGAGAACUCAGGAGGAAAACAACCUUUGCUUUGAGUGUGGGGGCUUCAACCCUCAGUGGGUUAGUGUUACCUAUGGGAUCUGGAUUUGUCUGGAGUGUUCUGGCAAACACAGAGGCUUGGGAGUGCACCUUAGCUUUGUGCGCUCUGUUACCAUGGACAAGUGGAAGGACAUUGAGCUGGAGAAGAUGAAGGCGGGAGGGAACGGAAAGUUCCGUAUGUUUCUGGAACUCCAAGAUGAUUAUGAUGCCACUUGGACUAUGCAGGACAAAUAUAACAGCAGAGCUGCUGCACUUUUCAGGGACAAGGUUGUAACCAUUGCAGAAGGGAAGGAGUGGUCUAUUGAAACUUCCUCUGCCAAGGACUGGACUCCACCUCAGCCCAAGACAGGACUUUCGUCGUCUCAUCGCUCAGGGGGCCCGGGGCAGAACUCGGGCAAACCUUCAGACAAGGCCUUUGAGGACUGGUUGAGUGACGAUGUGAACUCUUAUCAGAGUGGUGGCAGUUAUAGUGGGAAUCAGGAGAACCGCUAUGUUGGCUUUGGGAAUACGCCGACUCCAGAGAAGGAGGAUGAUGUCCUGAACAACGCGCUAUCUUCCAUUUAUUCGGGCUGGAGCAAUUUCACCAUCGGAGCUAGCAAAAUUGCUGCAGUUGCCAAGGAUAAUACUGCAAAACUUGCAACUUCAGCAACCCUGAAGGCCACAGAGUUAGGACAGACAUUAAAUGAGAAUGUUAUCAAACCUACCCACGAAAAGGUAAAAGAUGGCAAGUUGCUAGAUGAAAUGUCCGUCAGCAUUGCUGGGCUAGCAUCCAAGGUCCAGGGCGCUGGUGCAAAAGGCUGGAAAGACAUGAGCGACUUCUUUGCUGGAAAGCCAGAGGACGGGUCAGAAGGAGAGAGCUACCAGAACAUGGAUGCCACUGAGGGUUACCAGGGCAACUCCUCAGGCCCAGAACCAGGCCAGGCCCCUGCGCAGGACUUCUGGGAGACCUUUGGGAGCACCAGCUCCUCCAAGCCCAAGAAGUCUCCAAGCAGCGACAGUUGGACCAACGUCGACAACUCUGCCACAGAGAAGAAGAGUUCUGACAGCUGGGACAACUGGGGCUCGGAGUUGGCAACCAACAACAAACACAGCACUGGGGACAGCUGGGAGGCCUGGGACAACAACUGGGACAACAGUGGCAGAGAGACCAAAGGCAAGAAGAGCCCCGCUGCUGCCCCUGACAAACCUGCUGAGGAAACCUGGGACAAUGCAGACUGGUAGAGGCCUCUCACUCCCUCUCCUCACCUGCACUGUUUCUCCCUUUUUCUCUAUCCCUCCUUGCCUAUUUUUCCUUCACCGCCUUCUUUCCUUCCUUUCCUGGCACUUUUACAGUUGCACAGUCCUGUCUCUAACCUGGGCUGCGCUCAAUGCCAGUUCUGUGUUAUGUUAUUCCUCAAUAAGAAUCAAUUGAAAGUAAAUUGAGCUCCAUGCAUAUGGAGUAUACCUGAAUAUUCACAAACUUUAAAGCAGUCUGUAGUGUUUUAUUUUGCUGGAUGUGUGUAAAUAAAGUUACCUUUAAUUGCAGGAGUUCAAAAAUCAAAGUGAGAGCAGGGGCAUAAUCAUAUGUACUAUUUAAAGUAGUUUCCAUAUUAGAAGGCAAGGUGCAAUUUUGGUUUUAUGACUAUAGCAGGGCUAUUCAACUAUAUUCUUAGAAGGGCCAGAUGUAAAGAAAUAAAGGUUAAUUGCAGGGGGGCUGGAUAUUUCCCACGUGAUUAUUCUAAGGAGACACCAAUAAAGACAUUUUUGUCAAAUUUAAAUGUUGCCAAAGUAAUUAGAAAAGAAGUGGAGGGUGCCCAACCAACGUGAGUUGAGGUGCAACCACUUUUUAUUUUUAUAAUUGAAAAAGAAAAGAUGCAAUGCUUGCUCACCGUUUUAUUUAUUUAAACCACUAUUAAAAGCAAUUAGGCCAUUAGAAAAUCAUCAAACUAAGCAUCUCAAUAAAAACCAUUAAAAUAAAAAAAAGAUAAUGCCAAGUAUUCUUUUAAUUCAUUUCCCUCAGUCAUUAGGUGCAUGUUUUUGUCAAUCUUUUCUAACGAGUCUCUGUGAGCAUCAGCGAGGGAAACAGGAGACAUGUACGUGUUUGUAGCUUUCAGGAAUGGGGUCAUAAUAUUUUGUAGCUUAAACUGUUCAAACACUAGAGACAAAUUCAUAUGAACAAAAAAUGAUCAACAUGUCACAUAGGUGCUAAAUAUGCCCAAAACUACACUUUAGACAACCACCAUACUGCUUGUCAUUUUGGCUGGGAUUUUAUUUUAGAUCUUUUAAUGUUCAGAAUUUAUCAAAGGGCCAGUCUAAAUUAAUAAAUGGGCCGGAUCUGGCCCGCGGGCCGCCAGUUUGAAUAGCCCUGCUCUAUUCAGGCGUUCAAGUCAUCCUAACUAAAGAUGGCAGCAGUCACCUUCUGAACCAGAGUGUCUAGAGUAAGAGGAGCUCACUGGUUGGCCCAUGAGAAACAGGGAUUUCCACUUUGUUUCCACAUGAUGCAUAAUGAAGUUGACAAAGACCUGGGCUGUAAUGUGUUUGUCUUGUAAAGCCAGCAUCCCUGGAUUGCACCCCAACAGUGCUGUGUGUGUUGACUAAAACUUUCAGACAACGUGGUGUCAAUUUAUGACUGCAACUAACCUUGGUAGGAUGUAGUUGCUGGUAAAUGUAGUUGCUGGAUUCAUAUGAUGCAAGUACAUUAUUUGAACAAUAUUUUUUUAAUCUUAUACAUUCUCAGCCCUCUUUUCAUUGAAACCCUAAGAGAAGACUGAGUCAGUACAACUUGGUUAUUUUGAUGAUGAACAGGUGAUGAAGUACAUUUUGGUAUAUAGGCCAUCAUUGUAAAUAAAAAUGUGUUCUUAACUGACUUGCCUAGUUAAAUAAAGAAAAAUAUAUACAACCCUAUCUAAAAAGAGAUUGAAAGUAUAAAAGUACUAUUCUACCACCCAAUCGGUGGUUGUUGAUCGUAUUAAUCUCAUCUGCUAACUGUAAUAUGAAUGAUCAUGUGUUCAUUUAAUGUACAGUAUGUGUGUUAAUCUGUAACAUGAUUGUGUGUGUUGAACUGGGCACAUUUGUUUUUGGGGUGACUUAUGCUUCAUUGCAUGUAUGUAAUACUGCCAAACCUGUGGGACCACCACAGCAACCUUCUGUGACCUUCAUGAACUUCAUUGACCUUUAGUGGGAUCUAGUCUAUGUUGUGUCUGUCCUCUUAACACUAAAAAUCAACACUUUCUUAGUGUGCUGAGCUUUUCAGUCUCGGUAAGUGUUGCAUCCGAAUUUGUUGAUCUCCAAGUAUGCACAUUUAUGAACUCAAAUGUUGAAUCAAACGACAGGCAAAGAACACAUCUCAGGCCAUUCAUGUAAUCUUUAAAGGAAAGUUUGAUAUAAAAUUUGGAUUUGUGCAGUGAAUUUCUGACAAACAUUCACUUCUCAAGGAGUGAUGUUGAAUACUGCUGAUUUGAAAGCAAGCUAUUUGCUGGACUUCUAAAAUGAGCCACAUGUUUUACAUGGAAGUGCAGAAUGUGGUUCCAGAGAUUCACUCAAAUCAGCCAUGUAGGCUAGGCCUAAUAAUGGCCUUGUUCGAGUUAUACAUGUUUUGAGUGACUUUACCAAGGUCACUUUUAACAGAUUAAUUUAAGUUGUUUGCAGUCUCCCAUUGUAAGGAGGUGGAACCCUCAAUUUCACCCCUGUAUGUGUGAGAGAGUGAGGCGUUGCUUAGAUAAUUAUUCUACUCCUGAGAAAGAUGACGAGGCUACUAUUUCUUAAUUGCACCAGAUUGUUGGCAUUUCCUUCCCCUGGCUGUUUUUUUUUGGUGGAACCACAGUUUAUGGGCUGAUAUGGCAUGCAUUGUCUUGUGUGAAAGAAAAGUGCUUCUGCUAAAAGGGCAACAAAGACCAUCCGUUAAGAGUUGCAUGUUUUCUAAACAAAAAAACAUAAUGACCGGAGAUGUAAACUAGGAUAACUGUGCAAUGUUUGUGUAGUAGUGCAUCUUCUGUAAUAGUGCUCCAUCUCCCCUGCACUCUAUUUUAAUGUUACCAGCCUUAAAGAGCUGACCUCAGUCUAUUGAUAAACCAUUGUCAGUUUGGUUUGAAGAGUGUGUGUUCUCCCUUAUUAGCUGGACAGCAUGUAUGAUAAAAUAUUAAAGUAAAACGAGGUGCUGCUGUUUAGUUUGCCUCCAUAUUUCUUAUGCUUUGAUUUAUUUUUUUGUACUGUAAGUUUUAUGAAGACUUAACAUUUUCAGUUAAGACUAAUCAGUCUAGUGGAACCAGCCUGAAGGUGAACGUUGUGAUCAUGCUAGUUCCACCAGGGAAAAUCGCAUCUUCUUACGGUCCCAAAAUGUUGUUUUUUUUAAUCAAUGAAUUCCAGUGCUUUAAAAGAUGUUAAAUGUUAGAUCCUGUUUAUAGAUCAUUUGGUAUGUAUGAAAUAUAGGCCUAAAAGAACUUCUCACAAAAGUACAAUAUGUGCUCUUUGUCUAUUCAUGUUUUGGCUGUCACAUUGGAGAUUGCAACCCACAAUAUUUUGUAGAUAUCAUUGUUCAGUCAAAUUGCUAUUUUUCGAUAUUGUAAAUUAAAUGGUUAAUGCAUCCUAAUGUAACUACGGUUUGAAGAAAUAAAUAGUUGAGGAUUAUUUUUAAAAACAUAAUUGAUAUUUCUAAAUGCAUUGGGCGUUGGCGAGUUUUCUUUGAGUUCCACUAACUUAUCUAUCUAUACACGCGUUCCAUAAUGGUGAUUGAUUGAAGAUAAUUUCCUCCAGUGCCCUUAACUCUAAUGUAAACCAUAAGAUUACGGUAGGCUUGAUCCUUAUAGUACUGUACUCUAUAAAUAUAUAACAGUUCCGGUUGUGGGUGUAUUUCUGUGCACCACCUGUUGUCUGUAUGCUCAAUAAAAACGUAUACAUGUA